GCGGCGGCCAGCGACACACCAUGGCGCAACGCUCCGGAAAGAUCACUCUCUACGAGGGCAAGCACUUCACAGGGCGGAAACUGGAGGUGUUUGGGGACUGUGACAACUUCCAGGACCGAGGCUUUAUGAACCGAGUGAACUCCAUCCGUGUGGAGAGUGGAGCCUGGGUCUGCUUUGAUCACCCUGACUUCCGAGGCCAGCAGUUCAUCCUGGAGCAUGGUGACUACCCUGAAUUCUUCCGCUGGAAUGGCCACAAUGACCACAUGGGCUCCUGUCGGCCUGUGGGCAUGCAUGGGGAGGAGGGACUCGGAGUAUUCCCUUUUCCUUCCCCACCUGUCCUGGAGCACGGAGAGCAUUUCCGAAUAGACAUCUUCGAGGGCUGCAACUUCACAGGCCAGUGCCUGGAGUUCGUGGAGGAUUGCCCCUUCCUGCAGAGCCGGGGCUGGGCCAAGAGCUGUGUCAACGCCAUCAAGGUGUAUGGAGACGGAGCGUGGGUCCUCUAUGAGGAGCCCAACUACCGCGGCCGCAUGUACGUGGUGGAGAGAGGCGACUUCCGCAGCUUCUCCGACUGGGAGGCCCACAGUGCACGCGUGCAGUCGCUCCGCAGGGUGCUCAACUUCUUCUAGUCGCAACUGGAUACGUGCGACCCAGGGAAGCAAUAAAGAUCCAGAAAGCGGA
Messenger RNA from Arvicanthis niloticus (Nile rat), 678 nucleotides. RefSeq names its product crystallin gamma N (gene Crygn). NCBI's taxonomy places the organism in Eukaryota, Metazoa, Chordata, Mammalia, Rodentia, Muridae. Gene Ontology annotation, biological process: visual perception; lens development in camera-type eye. The record is from RefSeq and is a predicted model, not a curated record. Gene Ontology annotation, molecular function: structural constituent of eye lens.